CACCACCGCCAGCAUGGCCGCAAGACAACCUCGAUUCAACCAACAGGUCCUCAUCGACACCACUCCCCUCCCCGACAGCAUCCCGAAAGUCCAAGAAAUCGGCGCAUCCUCUGCUCCACUCCUAUCCGCCAGCUUCUUCAUCGGUGCACGCUGCAAACCUUACAAUGACGACUUCAUGCUCUGCAAGACGGAGGCGAACGGAAAGGGCGAGACCGAGUGUCUGAAGGAGGGUCGCAAGGUCACGCGCUGUGCGGCCAGCGUGAUUGAGGAUAUCAACAAGAGCUGCUUGGAUGUGUUCCGACAACACUGGAAGUGCUUGGAUAACAACAACCAACAGCUGUGGCAAUGCCGUGCUGCGGAGAGGCAAUUGAACAAAUGUGUAUUCGAGAACUUGAAGUUGGAGAAGACGAUUCCAGGCGCGCCAGAGAACGAGACUCCGGUUCACCUCAGGAAGAAGCAGAUCUAUGCGCAUUCACUCUACGGUCAAUAGACGUGUAAAAAGAUACUGCUUAUGCAGGGUUCAUGGCCACUCACCCCUCAUUCUCCG
Zymoseptoria tritici IPO323 is the source of this 547-nucleotide messenger RNA. RefSeq lists its product as uncharacterized. Bases 14 to 490 code for a protein of 158 amino acids. The transcript is spliced from 4 exons. The record is from RefSeq and is a predicted model, not a curated record. Gene Ontology annotation, biological process: mitochondrial electron transport, NADH to ubiquinone. NCBI's taxonomy places the organism in Eukaryota, Fungi, Ascomycota, Dothideomycetes, Mycosphaerellales, Mycosphaerellaceae.